Acanthosepion pharaonis is the source of this 516-nucleotide messenger RNA. Lineage: Eukaryota; Metazoa; Mollusca; Cephalopoda; Sepiida; Sepiidae. The record is from the annotation of a GenBank genome assembly.
AUGUUUGGAGACAGAUAUCUUAGCUACCCGGUGCACUAUCUAUCUAUCUAUCUAUCUAUCUAUCUAUCUAUCUAUCUAUCUAUCUCACUUUAUUCAGAUCUGUCUCAGUUUAUACGCAUCUCUCUAUCUCAGUUUAUACAGAUCAAUCUGACUAUCGCAGUUUAUACAGAUCUAUCUAUCUAUCUAUCUAUCUAUCUCAGUUUGGACAGAUCUAUCCAUCUCUGUUUAUGCAGAUCUAUCUAUCUAUCUAUCUAUCUAUCUAUCUAUCUCAGUUUAUUCAGAUCUGUCUCAGUUUAUACAGAUCAAUCUAUCACAGUUUAUACAGAUCUAUCUAUCUAUCUAUCUAUCUAUCUAUCUAUCUAUCUAUCUAUCUAUCUCAGUUUGGACAGAUCUAUCCAUCUCUGUUUAUGCAGAUCUAUCUAUCUAUCUAUCUAUCUAUCUAUCUAUCUAUCUAUCUAUCUAUCUACGUACGAGUCUGCACGAUGGAGGUAUUUGUAUGGCGAGGAUUAUUUAUAG